AGCGCAAACAGGGAGCGUAAUAGUUCUUCUGUGUGAUCCCCACAAUCCUCAAUUCUGCAAGCAAAAACAACUAUCAAAAAAAAAAUUCUUCCAGGGUGAUUAUUUCUUAUGGCACAACUAUCUAAUGUUAUAUUGUACACUUGAAACUAAUAUAAUAUUGUAUGUCAGCUGUGCUUAAAAAAUAAACAUUUUUAAAAGUCUUCCAGCUGAUUUUUUUUUUUUUAAGGCAUAGAGAUGGGGAGAGCAGACAGGCAAGAUGGCGUGUGUGCCUUUGUCUGAGGAUUUUCUUCCACAUAAACUCGUAUGAUAGAUCUGGAAUGAGACUUUGUGGGUUCAUAUCCUGGCUCCACCUUUUGAUUGAUAGCUGUGCUAUCUUGAGUAAGUCAUAUAACUUCUCUGAACCCCAGUUUCCUCCUCUGCAAACGGGAAACAGAUAUUAGCAGCCCAAGUAAAGUUCAAAGCACAGGGUUGUCACGUGGUAAGCGCACUUUUUUAUUUACGCUUGAUGAACCCUGAGGGCCAAAGUACAAUUUCUACCUGGUUAACUAAGACACAUCCCACGCUUCCCACGGGCUUGCCUUUUCCCCAGCCUUGUUGUCAAGACCUUUUCUCUUGAAAAUACUUUGUACCAGCCUGUAGGAAUGCGUGCAGCCAGCCAGAGGGCAACGCUGACCCAGACGCCUCCAGCUUCCCCUUUGAAAGAUGCGUCCGGAUCUCCAGCCAGCUCACUUCUGGGUCUGGCCUGCGGGUGGUGGCCUGAAGGUCUGAACUCUCUGGGCCGGCGGGCGCGGCUGUGCGUGCGCUGCGGAGGGUGGUGGCCGCCUGCACCCAGCUCUUAGCCGCCGCCCCCGUCGCCGCCCCUGCGUGUCAGGUGCCGUGAGAAGCGCCGAGGGAUAUGACUGAAGCCGACUCUGCAGAAGCGAUGCACGCAAGGCACAGCUCCGCACGCAAGGGGGAGGCGACAGCACGAGAACUUUUCAACCCCAUAGAGUUCUCAGUCGCAGCGAGUUGCCUCCCCCUCCUCUUUCUCCAUCUCCCUCCGGGAAUCAGAGCGACCCACCCUCCUGUCCCCAGUGUUUGCCCCAGUUUGGCUCUGGGCCCAGAGCCCCUUAGGGCCUCGGAUGAGGCCAGCGGGGCCGUGCGCCUUCCAGUGGGCGGCGCCACCUGGAGGAGUUUGUACGCGAGAAAUCUCAGGGCCAGCUGCGUGCCGCCAGUGCUGGCCUUUGUGUGCCAAGGACAAGUCGUGGCCCAGGGCAGGGGAGAGGCGUCUUUCAGGGACUCUUGAUAUCGCUGUACUAGGAGAACUUUGCACGCAAAAGGACCUCAUUUGAGGGCCAUUUGUUUACGAGAAUGUUAAGAUAAAAUAACUAGGGAGUCUGUCAGGCAAAAUCGCCACCACAAACCGAACUUUCCUCAUUUCCAAACUGACAGGUUUCCUUUCCCGGCGAGGACACCGAAGGAUCCUGAGCGGUGUUCUCAUGUGGACCGAAGCUUAAGUCACACGGAGGGACAGGACUUUUGGGGCACGCUCCCACGGAGAGCGCAGCGGGAUGGGUAGCUUCUGUUCAGAGCACGCUUCCAGGGAAACCAUGUGUCCACAAUUGGGGUUGACCGUGAUUAAGAACGGUUUUCGGGUAGACAAAAAGUUCAAAUAGCCUCUAUUAGUAAAAUCACCAGCUGCUUUGCCAAGGCCGUCUGGGCGCACCGGAGCCGCCUCACGUGACCACCUGCGUGCGGCUGCCCGAGCCGUGCGGACAGUCUCGAUGCGCCCCGCCCCCUGGUGCGCUCCGCCCCUCCAGGUCCAGCUGCCUCCUCCCUCUACACAGACUUUAAAAACGGGAUGGCGCGUUUUGACUCUUUGGAGUGGCUGCGUGCAAAUGGGCCACGCCUCUGCGACUCCAGCUGUCAGUGCUGCGCCGGGGGCGUGAGAGCUAGGUAUUGACUCCAUUCAUCCAACCCCUACCUAAAUCCCCACGCUGUUAGACAACCCCGACUUUGCUGGGGUUUCACGUGCAGCAAGGCUGCGCAGAGGAGUCACCUUUCUCCCAUCCUCAUCCCAACCCAAGCGCCCCCAGCUCAGACAACGCCUCCACACUCCAGAGUGAGUGCUAAGGCUCCCCAGAACUGGCAGCAGGUGUCGGGGCGGGCGUCCGGCGUUUUGGAAGCACUCAGGUUGACCUCUUGCCUUCCACAAAAACCCUGUCUCUUCUCGGAGCCAGCUGUCCCUCGCCGCUGGAAACCGUGCCUCUUCGCAGCAGCGUAUGGUGGUAGCCCGAGCAGGUAGAGGCAUGGGACGCCGGCUCCUUUCUCCGCACACCUGAGCGUGACGCUUUUGCCCUUCUCCCUUCAGCAUGACCACCAGGCUCAGCCUCGAAGAUCCUCUGCUGCCCAUCACGCUGUCCGCCCAGCAGACCACGCUCCUGCUGCUCUUCUCUGUGCUAGCCGCCGUGCACGUGGCCCAGUGGCUACUGAGGCAGCGGCGGCAGCAGCCAGGGUCCUCACCCCCGGGUCCCUUUGCGUGGCCACUGAUCGGAAACGCCGCAGCAAUGGGCCCUGCGCCGCACCUCUCAUUCGCGCGCCUGGCGAAGCGCUAUGGCGAUGUCUUCCAAAUCCACCUGGGCGGCUGCCCCGUGGUGGUGCUGAACGGCGAGCGCGCCAUCCGCCAGGCCUUGAUACAUCAGGGCGCUGCCUUCGCCAGCCGCCCGUCCUUCGCCUCUUUCCGCGUGGUGUCAGGCGGGCGCAGCUUGGCUUUCGGCCAGUACUCCGAGCGCUGGAAGGCGCAGCGGCGCGCGGCACACCGCACUUUGCGCACCUUCCUUUCGCACCAGCUCCGCAGCCGCCGAGUCCUUGAGGGCCACGUGCUAGGUGAGGCGCGCGAGUUGGUGCAGCUACUGGUGCGCGGCAGCGCAGGAGGCGCCUUCCUGGAUCCCCGGCCGCUGACCCUGGUGGCAGUGGCCAACGUCAUGUGCGCCGCGUGCUUCGGCUGUCGCUACAGCCACGAGGACGCAGAGUUCCUCGAGCUGCUCAGUCACAACGAGGAGUUCGGGCGCACGGUGGGCGCAGGCAGCCUCGUAGACGUGCUACCCUGGCUGCAGUGCUUCCCUAACCCGAUACGCACGGCUUUCCGAGAAUUCGAGAAGCUCAACAGAAACUUCAGCAAUUUUAUCAUGGACAAGUUCCUGAGGCACCAAGAAAGCUUUCGUCCAGGAGCCCACCCUCGCGACAUGAUGGACGCCUGCAUCCUCUCGGUAGGAAAGGAAGCUGCCGAGAAGUCCGGCGACAGCAGUGCGCGGCUGGACAUGGACUACGUGCCAUCUACUGUCACCGACAUCUUCGGCGCCAGCCAGGACACUCUCUCCACCGCGCUGCAGUGGCUGUUCAUUCUUUUCAUCAGGUACCCUGACGUGCAGGCUCGGGUGCAGGCAGAACUGGAUCAAGUUGUGGGCAGAGACCGUCUGCCCUGCCUGGAGGACCAGCCCAGGCUGCCCUACGUCAUGGCCUUUCUUUACGAAGCCAUGCGCUUCUCCAGCUUCGUGCCGGUCACCAUUCCUCACGCCACCACUGCCAACACGUCUCUUUUGGGCUACCACAUUCCCAAGGACACAGUGGUUUUCGUUAACCAGUGGUCCGUGAAUCAUGACCCAGCAAAAUGGCCUAACCCAGAGGACUUCGAUCCCGCCCGGUUCCUGGACAAGGACGGCGUCAUCAACAAGGACCUGACCAGCAGCGUGAUGAUUUUUUCCAUGGGCAAACGGCGUUGUAUCGGGGAAGAGCUUUCCAAGGCGCAGCUGUUUCUCUUCACUUCCAUCCUGGCUCACCAGUGCAAUUUCAAGGCCAAUCCAGACGAGCCCGCAGAAAUGGAUUUUAGUUACGGUCUGUCCAUUAAACCGAAGCCAUUUAAAAUCAAUGUCACUCUCAGAGAGUCCAUGGAGCUCCUCGACAGGGCUGUCCAAACUUUACAGGCUGAGGAAGGCUGCCAGUGAGAAGCCAGAAGCAAGCUGUAAUUUUAGAAGUACUCAAGUUUUGGGGGGUGGGGACCAAAAUUUUCCAGCUUCUCUGGGCCACUUUUUCAGCCUCUAAAAUGAGCACAAAUCAACCAAGUAUUCUCAGAUCAGCCCUGGGCUGUGCAGGAUCUUGGGGAAGAUUUUUUUUUUUUGAGUCAAAGAGUUAAAAGGCCCAAAGAAUUUUUAUACAUACGUCGAAUGCUGGUAAUAAUUUCUCAAGGGAGCAUUCUUUAGGGAUAAAACACAUACGAGCCCACAUGCAGAGCUACCUGAUGAAGAGGUACUUCCAAUACCAGGCCGUUGUGGGUGGGACCUGAGAUUGAUGUUGUGAACAUCAAUAGAAAACCGCAUUAAGCAAAGUUUCAGAAUAUUGUUGAAUAUGUGAAGGCAAAUAAUUUCAGGGUAAGAGAUGUGAUUGAGAGCAAGAAGGAAAAGAUAUGGACCAGAAAUUUCCUUCUCACCUUGUCAAUACAGCAGCUUAGUUAGGCUGUGGUAUCUGUGGAUGGGUUUAUUUUUUUUGCCUACUGAUGUGCUUUCUUUUACUUUUGUUUGGGUGACUCAUAAUGUCAUUUGCUGGAAAAGAAAUCAAUAGUAGUUGGUUUAGUGAUUAUAGUGCAUUUCAGUGAUUUAUCAUGAAUUUUAAAAUGUAAGUUGUUAAAUUGUAAGACAUCCAAAGUUGUACUGGUUGACAAAGUACAGAAUUUCAAUCAUGAGAAAUGCUGCUUCCCCCCAAAAAACAAGAUUUACCAGCCCAGCUUUAAAUUAUGUGACUGCAAUGCACUAAUUUCAAUGCUUUGCAUAGGUUUUAAAAAAAAAUCACCAAAUAGAAUUCAAUAUAUGUACAUAUAUAAUUAUUCAUAAGCAAUAUGUAUUAGUUAUUUUAUUAUUAAAUAGUAUUGUUUUGAGUAAGAAAAGGUUGAAUAAUUUAUGUCUUUUAUGUCAUAGCAAAUUGAAAAGUACAACUAAUUGAACUAAUUUUGGCUCAAAUACAUGAAAUGAGUUAGAUUAAAUCAACUACCCAUUUUUGACGUGGAGACCAAGUUGAAGCAAAGCCUUGUCUCUCAUCCAAAACUCAAAUGACAAUGGGAGAAUCUAAAAACUGGGUCUGUAGGAUGUCUUCCUUAUUACUUUACAAUAUAUUUACUAAAAUGAUAAAUAUAUAGUUGACCUAGUUCCUAUGUCAUAACUCCAAACUCUUGGCAUGCUUAAGUUUUAAUUUAAUUUUAAAGACAUUGUGACUACCAAGCUCCAGCUGAAGUUACUGGAAACCUGACCAUUAGCCAUUGAAAGGCAGAGAAAUGUCACCUGUGUUUCCUAUGAAUCUUGAACAAUGCAACAAAUUACUUGGAUGUUCUCUUUAUUAGGAAAGAAGAGGGGAAAUUCCCAUUAUAACAGACCUAUUUUUUUUUAAGUGGUUAAAAAAAAACAGCAUUGCUGUCAGUGUUUUUGGAAAGUCAGAAUCAGAAGGGGAUCAGGGGAGGCUGUCAGGGGUGGGGACCGCUCGGUGCGGCACUGGAGCUGAUCAGAGCAGCCAGCUGUGUAAGACGGCGACCCAGUGAGCCGUCGCUUCGGUGACUGUGAAAACAUGAAGCUUGAACAAAGUGUGUAUGUUUAGUUUAUGGAAAUAAUCCAGAAACCUUAAAGAAAAUGAUGGACGAUUGCAAGAGUACCAAGUGAAGUUUAAAGGCUUAAUGUUCAUUGCUUGUAAACGUCCGAAGGAAGUUGUUCAGUGGCCUAAGAGCUUACAGCUUGUUUAAUGAAGCUUUUGGAAUCCUAUCAGAAUUAUCAAGGAAGGAGUGUACUGUGGCUGUGUGUCUGUCUGUGGGGGGCAAGGGGGGUUGGUAAGAGAAAAGAGUGAAAAAGUGAAAAGGAUGAAAGAUGGUUAAACAUUUCCCCACUUAUUCCAGGUUAAUUUAAAAUAUGAGUAUUUAGAAAAAAAAGAUGUUUUGUGUGCCAAUAUUAAAUCCCAAAUAGACUUUAAAAAUCCGCAAUAUUUUAGAUCUAUUUUGUAAUUUGAAAUAUUUUCUUAGCAAAAAUUUCACAUGAUUACAAAGUCUCCUAGCUGUACCCCUUGAAUAUGAAAAACUGUUUGUGCUAGUAUUUUUAAAGGCACUGUAAAGUCAACUAUAGAAGUAAGGCUUACCAAUACAUUUAAUUUUUUUGGCACUGGCAAUUCCAAAAUAUUAUUACCUACUCCCCUCGCCCCUCUAGCAAGGCUGAGACAGCAACUUGGGGCUGCUUUAGCCUAUUUAUUCUAGGAGACGCGUAGCAGCAAAGUACCGUAUUUUGCUGUGUAUACUGCGCACCCACGUUUUUGUGCCCAUUAUAUAUGGGAUUAUUACACCCAUGGUAUGUAAUUAUUAUACUCAUGUAUAGUACACAUCCUUAAUUUUCCGUAAAAAAUUUGGACAAUAACUCUGCAUGAUAUACGGCAAAAUAUGCAAUCAUUUACCAAUCUGGAUGUCUCAUUAACUCCAUCUGAUCCAGAUGUGCUAUAAUCUGUUUUUAAUGUAGUUUUUAUGUAUGUGGGCUUAAUCUGGUUAAUCCGGUGCUUUUGGCAAUGAGAAAGCUGUGCAUAUAUAGAAAAAAUUCAGGUGGGCACUUGGAGGUUAGCUGGCUUAUUUAAUAUGUUUAUAGCCUAGUUAAAGGAAAGAAAGCAAAACCAAAAACAAAUAAAAAUAACCAAAUUUGGAGGCUACAGUAACCAUAUUACUGGCUUACUCAGAAAACCUUAUUUCUGCAGAGAAAGAAUGCAUUUGCUGGUCACCAUUCUAGUCAGACUAUCUACUCUAGGUGAUUGCAAUAAAGUAUAUCACUAAUUAAAUUCUUCCUUUAUAUAUUAAAGCUUUGACUGUGUAAGAAAAUUGCUUUUUCUUUCCAAAACAGAAAGAUAUCUCAGGUUUGUUUUGUGGGUUAUCUAAAAGCCUUCAUGUCUCAGAACUUAGCCUUUACCUGUGAAAUGUUAUUAUAGCCUUAAUAUUUUCAUAUUAGAUCUAUAUUAGAUCAGAUAGUUGCAUAGCAUUAUACAGGGUCCAGCAGAAGUAACGCCAUUGAGUGUGGUUGGUAGGGCAUGUGAACGUCUCACAUGAGAUGAACGGCAAUUCGAACAUUUCACCUAAAAUGUCAUAUGGUGUGCUUGAGUGUGAUAUUGUUAUGUUGCAGAAUUACAUGCUUAUGAUUUUGUAAUAAAAGAUUUUUAUGGCAUAACAAGGGGCAUUAUUUGUGCCAGACCCUGUAUAUUAAUUUGUGUGUGUUUUAGUUAGGACACUGAUGUGUGCUAAAAGGUAUACUUUAUUAGAUGUUCAUAACUCAAGGGUAACUUCUUAUUUAACCCUUUCUAAUUUUUGUAUUUUAUCAUGUAUACUUUUAAUACGUACAUAGUGACUAUAAUGCAUAAUUGUACCUGAAAUGGAUUUUGGGGACACAGCAUUAAUAUGUAGCUUUUCCCAUUUGAUAUACCAAAUUAAAAAUUCUGUAUCAGUAAUUACCUAUAAGAGGACACCAUUACCAAAAUAAUAAAAACCACUUUCACAUU
Messenger RNA from Phyllostomus hastatus (greater spear-nosed bat), 7539 nucleotides. Its product is annotated as cytochrome P450 1B1. The transcript is spliced from 3 exons. The record is from RefSeq and is a predicted model, not a curated record. The coding region runs from base 2352 to 3983 and encodes 543 amino acids. Gene Ontology annotation, molecular function: monooxygenase activity; heme binding; oxidoreductase activity, acting on paired donors, with incorporation or reduction of molecular oxygen. NCBI's taxonomy places the organism in Eukaryota, Metazoa, Chordata, Mammalia, Chiroptera, Phyllostomidae.